This is a messenger RNA of Pimephales promelas (fathead minnow), 547 nucleotides long. The record is from RefSeq and is a predicted model, not a curated record. NCBI's taxonomy places the organism in Eukaryota, Metazoa, Chordata, Actinopteri, Cypriniformes, Leuciscidae.
CAUUAGGACACAACGCCCAAAAUAUCUCUCCAGUGACCCCAACACCAGCUGAAGUCACCCAACACGGAGUCACACGCCGCGCAGGCCAAGCAUUACCGCUGGGACCAUGGAUAAAGUCGUGGAGAUUGAACGCAUUGAUCUGGUGUGUGAGGAGAACAACACGGAUCACCACACGCUUCUGAACGGUGUGGACAGACUGAUCGUGAGGAGAGGACAGCCGUUCACCAUCACUCUACACCUGAGACCGGGAACUCACUUUCAAAAUGGGGCCGAUAUCAAUUUCAUCGCGCAAACAGGUCCGAGACCCUCAGUGGAAGCACAAACCAAAGCCAAAUUCAGCCUCAGUCAUUUCUCCUCCAGAUCAUGCUGGAGUGCCACUGCAGAGACAGCGUCCGACAGCACAGUCUCUCUGACCGUGUGCUCACACCCAAACGCCCCUAUUGGAGUCUACAAGCUGAUCCUGGAUCAGGGAGAAGGAGUUGGACUGGGAGAUUUUGUCCUGCUCUUUAACCCCUGGUGCAAAAGUAAGCUGUUUUAUCAUGAGUGA